AGACGGGAGGAGGAGGAGGAGGAGGUGGUGGUGGUGGCUGAGGAGGUGGUUGGGGAGAUAAUGGACUAUGAAGGCGACGAGACGGAUGACUGCACUUCACCGCCAUCGAAACUUUUUUGCCCAACACCAAAACCGAUACGAUUAGACCAGAGGCGUUGGUAUCAAAAAAACGGUGUCGGAAGAGGACGACGAAUCUUCACAUCAGCAGCUGAUGAGGGGCUGCAGUUGCAGAAACCAUUAACCAGUAGUUGGUCUGGUGAGCAGCAGGGAGUGGAUGCACCUGCAAAUUUGUGCAACAACACGUGUUCACCAGCAAAGGACGAAGCCGAGGAAAGCAGUGAUAAAGAAAACAACGAUCCACAAUCAACAACAUUCAAGCGAUAUGAUAGAAACAUAAUGACAGAAGCGGCGGCGGGCCCACUGUUGUGUUUUUUGCUGAAUGGUAACGAUUCGUGUCGUGUUAUUACUAGAAUUAUAGAUCUAUUGUGUACACUAAAAGCAAUGUGUGUAACACGUGCUGAUAUCGAAAAAUGUUUUUUAGUAAACUUAUUUGAAAAAAACACACAAGCAAGUGAAUGUGUUGAUGAUGAUGAUAAGUUUCAUUUAAGUAUAUGCUCCCAUAACAAUGUAUUUUUGAAAGAAGCAAAUCAAAAUGGAUUCGAUGUGGUUGAUACUUUACGUAGCAGCAGUAACCUAUCCAGUAUAGUUGUUGUGCAGAUGCGCAUGUGUAAGCAGCAAGCGCGCAGCAGCAGCAAGAGUUGA
Molecule: messenger RNA, 762 nt
Organism: Nilaparvata lugens (brown planthopper)
Lineage: Eukaryota; Metazoa; Arthropoda; Insecta; Hemiptera; Delphacidae
Exons: 3
Coding region: 61-762 (233 amino acids)
Source: RefSeq, a predicted model, not a curated record